AUGAAUCCGCAUCACCAGAUUGCUUCUGAGAUUCAAGACAUCAAGUUAUCACUUGGUAGAAUCAAAGAAAGAAGUACAAGGUUCGAGUUUCUGUCUGAAAAUGAAGCAGGAAGGACUAAGGCUCCUAGAAUUGGUGACCCUCGAAUGGCUCCGUAUUUCAUUGAAGAGACUCAAGUUGUAGGAUUUGAGUCCGCGCGAGAUGAAUUGGUCAGAUGCUUGGUGGAGGAAAACAAUGAGCUCAUGUUGGUUGCUUUGGUUGGCAUGGGAGGACUCGGGAAAACUACUCUCGCAAAGCAUGUUUUUGAUAGCCAGCUAGUGAAAAAGAACUUUGAUUGUAGAUCUUUCAUCACUGUUUCGCAAUCGUACACCAUCAGAGAGCUGUUGACAGAAAUGAUAAAGAAAUUUUGCAAGGACAGCAACGAGCCUAUUCCAAGGGGUCUGCAGAAUAUGGAUGAUGAAACUUUGAUUAAUCAAGUGAGACAAUACCUUGAGUCAAAAAGGUAUUUGGUUUUAUUUGAUGAUGUCUGGAAAGAUAAUUUUUCUGAUGGGAUUGAACAUGCCUUAAUUAGUAAUAACAAAGGAAGUAGAAUCAUUGUGACUACUAGAAAAAUGCAUGUAGCUGAUUAUUUUAGGAAAUCUUUUCCUGUUCAUGUCCAUGAGCUACAACGUUUGCCUCCAGACAAAGCAUGGGAGCUGUUUUGCAAUAAGACGUUUAGAGGGCACUGUCCAACAGAACUUGAGGAGCUGUCCAGAGAAAUUGUUCAAAAAUGUGGAGGGCUACAAUUAGCUAUUGUGGCCAUCGGUGGUCUUUUGUUAACAAAUUAUAAGAAAACAAAUUAUAAUGCACACAUCUUGAGAGAGAAAUGUUAG
This is a messenger RNA of Vicia faba (fava bean), 870 nucleotides long. NCBI's taxonomy places the organism in Eukaryota, Viridiplantae, Streptophyta, Magnoliopsida, Fabales, Fabaceae. The record is from the annotation of a GenBank genome assembly.